Pseudophryne corroboree (corroboree frog) is the source of this 2164-nucleotide messenger RNA. RefSeq names its product dynein axonemal light chain 4 (gene DNAL4). Lineage: Eukaryota; Metazoa; Chordata; Amphibia; Anura; Myobatrachidae. Bases 486 to 806 code for a protein of 106 amino acids. The transcript is spliced from 5 exons. Gene Ontology annotation, cellular component: dynein complex. Gene Ontology annotation, biological process: microtubule-based process. The record is from RefSeq and is a predicted model, not a curated record.
CCGGGCAACUAACGUGCAAGCCCGGAAACGUCACGAGGAAGGACCCUUUACUAUACCAAUCGUAGGCGGUGUAUGGAGUGAAGGGGUGUGACCUAUAACUCGGUGGCUCCGCUUCCGGGUUUGCUUGCGGUUGCCAGGGGAGGCCUGGGCCGCGGCAUAGCAACGGAAAGCGGAGGGACGCUGUGGGAAGUGAGAGAUCGAUGCGGACCGCACGGGGCUCCGGUAAAUCACUGCGGGAUCGUCUGUAAAGCGGCGGCGGAGUUCAUGAGAAAGCUUGACUUGCAGAAAUAGUGAGUUCCAGAGGAGGGGGAAGAACAGGGGAAAUUCUGGAGACGAGCAAUCAGAGGAAGAGCGGAGGAAGUUUGGCCAGAAGGAAAUUGAACACGUCUACAGCCUGUGCUGGUUCUUCCAUACCCACCCCAUAUGUUCUGUUUUGCACAACCUAAAAGUAUAUACUGAUUGCUGGCAUUUGAGGAGAAAAAGUCAUGGCAGAUCCUGGAGAAGGCAAGAAGGAUGAGGCAGACUACAAGAGGAUGCACAGCUUCCCUUUAAUACGGCACACAGACAUGCCAGAAGAGAUGCGUGUAGAAACCAUGGAACUUUGUGUUACAGCCUGUGAAAAGUUUGCCAGUAAUAAUGAGAGUGCAGCAAAGAUGAUUAAAGAGACAAUGGACAAGAAGUUUGGGUCCUCAUGGCAUGUCGUGAUUGGAGAGGGCUUUGGUUUUGAGAUCACUCAUGAAGUCAAGAACCUCCUAUACAUGUUCUUUGGAGGCAGCCUGGCUAUUUGCGUCUGGAAAUGUUCAUGAGGGACCCUGCUCCAGACGUACCCAUUCUACUUCUACUCAGGAUGUGCUGCUACAUGGCCUCGCUCAGGAAAGAGUCUCCAGCUAGGCUCUAUAUUUAUCUUAUGGGGUGUCUGGGUAUCUCCUCUAAACUUAUUGGGAAUCAAAGGGGUUUGCAAUAGAUUUGCAGUCACCGCUGGCUUGGAAUUCAAAUGAAAGGGAAUAGCUCCGGUUCCUGCAGUGUGUUACUAGAUAGAUGCUUCAGAGCUUUGGAACAAGCAAUUACACUAAAUGAAGAAUAGGAACAACCGUCAAAUACCUUUUAUGAUCCCGUGAUCCUCAGAGGCUUUUGUAUCCAGUAAUAAAGUAUGCACAGGGUUUUACCAUCCUACUGGCACCGCAGCUCUGGUUUCCCAAAUAUAUAUUUUGUUCACAGCCAUCCAUCAUCAUCUUUUCCCACCGAGUAUUAGAGGAACGUUUCUCUUUCAUAAUGUUUCCUUGACACUUUGCCUUCCUUCUAUUCUCUAUAUCACACAUUCUGGCAUGCAUGACUCAUUGUUAUCCUCUUCUCUCAACAAAACGUCCUCCAAUCUCCCCCUGGAGAGAUGUGUUUUGUUUUUUACUUAAAUAUAUUGUUUCUCCUACUGAUCUAUUUUUCUCUCUCAUACACCCACAUAGGCUCUUUGUAAUUAAAUUGGACCUUUCAUCCAGACAUUUGCUGAGUUCCAGCAUCUAAAGGGAAAAUAAACUAUGCUGUGAUCUCAGUACUAGUUGGGGUUAAGCUAUAUGCAAAUUUGUUGCACUGAUGGCGAUCAAAUCAUUUGUAUUGAAUGCUGUGUCAAGGAGGUCACAAAUCGUGGACUUCUGAAUUUUGUACCUGUUUUUAGGAUCUGUAGAUUAGCUGACAAUAUUUAGAACUGUUUCAGAAAGUGUUUUGGUUGAUAGGCAGAGUUUCGCUGUUCAUCAUAGUUACACCUUAGUAAAAUAUACACUUGUGCGUUCAAGGCUUUUUUUUGCUCCGCCAUAUUCUUUGUGUGAUCCUAUGUGAUUUUUUUUUCUAUUGAUCAUUCCCUCAUCCCUCUGGCUGCAUUUUACUCUCUCCAUCACUAACUUCCCUUUUGUCCAUUUCACGUACAUGUGCAUUAUAGACUAUCCUCCACAAGCCAUAAAUAAUAGAUCAGGAGAUUUCGGAUACCACAGAGAAGCCUGCCAGCUACUAUUCCUUAAUUCCUCUUGUUCAGUAGCAGAAACAUGAAUUCAUGUUUCGCGGAAGGAUUUUAUACUCUGCUGGAACUUCAAGUAUGCUGUUUUUUAUGUUAGCUCUGGUUAUAAAAUCGUUUACUUGUCACUAAUAAACUUCCUUAGAUUUUUUUUAAAUAAUG